AUGAGGAAAAUCACUAAAUCAACAAUUUUAGGCAUCAAAAGGAAACCAAGUGAUGAAAAUAAAGAAAAUGAAUUGGGCAACUCAUUAUCAAGGAAUAAUUCUGAUCAAGGAAAACAACAGUCUCCGACAAGAAAUCCUGCCCGCAUUCCUCUUGGAGGGGGUUUGUCUCAAAACAUCACACCCUUGAGUAACGUGACUAACGCAAAUAGUUUUUUCAAAUCAUCAUUAAUGAAUAAUGCUGGUCAAGUUAAGGAGCAACAUACGCCAAAUCAUCCUGCCAAAAAUCCUUUGGGAUGUUGUUUCUCUCCAGAUAUCACACCAUUCAGUACCAUCAGUAAUGCAAAUCAUUUCGGUGGCUCAUCUUGUACGAAUAAUACUGCUCAAGAUCAAGACCAACGUAUGACAGCUAAUCCUUACACAAAUCCCCAGCGAGGAUGUUUCUCUGAAUAUAUCACACCAUUGAGUAACAUCACUACCGUACGGCAAUCCAAUACACAAAUAGGAGAUGAAUUUGCAAUUCGUAAACCAUUAGAUAAAUAUGCAAUUGUCGAAGACCAGGUAACAACCAGAGACUUGCUACCUGCCUUUGAAGAUGAAAGUAACAAUGCGGUGAGCGAUGUCUCAAAUCAAAACAUAGCUGAUGCAAAUUUAUCGGGUGACGCUGUACGGCAGACCUCGGGAAUUGGGACAUCCUCUGGUCCACAAAAUGGUCAAUACUGCGAUUUUGGCGAUGCAACAAAUCAGUGCGUACAUUGUGGGGCUAUGUUUUGGUUUGAAGAAAGGAAGAAGAAUUUGUCAACAAAAGCAUCGCCACUGUUUAUGUUGUGUUGCAACAAUGGGAAGAUCAAAUUGCCGGAUAAUAAGUUGCCACCAAAAGGUAUAUUUGAUCUCUUUUUCGGCAAUGACGAAUUAUCAAAAGAAUUUUUACACAACAUUAGGACCUACAACAACAUGUUCUGUUUCACAUCCAUGGGUGGAAAAAUUGACAAGAACGUGAACAAGGGUGGAGCACCUCCAAUUUUUCGAUUAAGUGGUCAAAACUACCACCUAAUGGGCACUUUACUUCCAGAACAAGGCAAAGAACCUCAUUUUGCCCAGUUAUACAUAUACGACACGGCAAAUGAAAGGAACAACCGUAUAAAUGCUGUGAGGGGUAUUGGUGACCAAGAUGACAUUCAUGUAGAAAUAGUGAAUGUCAUUCAGAAAGACCUGGAUGAAAAUAAUGUCUUGGUUAAGUCUUUUCGCAUGGCUAUGUCUGAGUUGGAUAUUAAUCCAUGCGCCGAAGUAAAAAUAAAGUUGUUGGGAAAACGAACUAGAGAUGCUAGGACAUAUAAUGUGCCUCAAGUGUCUGAAGUAGCAGCUUUAAUCGUUGGCGAUCUGGAUACCAGUAUUGAAGAGCGUGAUAUUAUUGUUCAAUCGAAGGGUGGCCAACUACAGAGGAUUACUGAAUUAAAUCCUUCAUACUUACCACUGCAAUACCCUAUUCUGUUUCCAUAUGGCGAAGAUGGUUAUCGGGAGGACAUUGCAUUCGCCGACGUAGUCGGCAGGCGCUCUUCUGGUGGUAGACAAAGGAUUAGCCCCAGGGAGUUUUUUUGCUACCGCAUACAAUCUAGACAGUCAGCUCCAAGUACCAUAUUAUUUGCAAAGCGGUUGUUCCAACAAUUCGUUGUAGAUGGCUACACAAUGGUUGAGUCUGGAAGGCUAAUUUAUAUAAGGACACACCAAAAAAGCCUAAGGUGUGAGAGUUACAGUGGAUUAACUGAUGCUUUGACGAGGGGUGAUUUAAGCCCUGCAGCCCAAGGUCGUAGAAUAAUACUACCUUCGAGUUUUACUGGUGGUGCUAGAUAUAUGAUACAAAACUACCAAGAUGCAAUGGCAAUAUGUAGAUGGAUUGGAUACCCAGAUUUAUUUAUAACCUUUACAUGCAAUCCGAAGUGGCCUGAGGUGCAACGCUUUUUAAAAGAUCAAAGGUUGAAGCCAGAAGACCGGCCGGACAUAAUUUGCCGCUUAUUUAAGAUUAAGUUGGAUGCUUUGAUAGCUGAUUGUCGAAAGAAUCAACUAUUUGGCCCUGUUGCCGGAGUCAUAUAUACAAUUGAGUUUCAAAAGCGAGGUCUUCCGCAUGCUCAUAUAUUGCUUUUUCUGGAGAAAAGUAAAGAAGUUAGGCAAGUUCUCACUCUAGACAACAUAAUUUCAGCAGAGAUUCCCGAUGAAAAGAAAGAGGCUGAGUAUUACCAGGCGGUAGAGGAAUUUAUGAUGCAUGGUCCAUGUGGAAAAGCCAGGACAAAUUCUCCUUGCAUGGUAAAUGCACGAUGCUCUAAACAUUUUCCUAAGAGAUUUGUUGAUAGUUCUACGUUUGAUGACGAUGGUUACCCGGUAUAUAGAAGGAGAGACAAUGGCAGUGUAGUUACAAAGAACGGGAUCGCCUUGGACAACAGGUAUGUGGUACCGCACAAUAGAUAUUUAUUGCUCAAGUACAAGGCUCAUAUAAAUGUCGAGUGGUGCAACCAAUCAAGGUCAAUAAAGUACCUGUUCAAGUAUGUUAACAAGGGUCAUGAUCGAGUAACAGCCGAAUUUUACAAAAUAGGCAAUGAUGACGAGAAUGGCAAAGCAGUAGAUGAGAUAAAUAUGUACUAUGACUGUAGGUACAUAUCCCCGUGUGAAGCUGUCUGGCGUCUAUUUGGUUUUGAUAUACAACUUCGUGCGCCUUCGGUAGAGAGGUUAAGCUUUCACCUUCCUAAUCAACAGAGUGUGAUAUUUGCAGAUGAUGAUGCAGUUGAGAACAUUGUGAAUAGACCUACGAUAGCACAGAGCAUGUUCUUAGAAUGGUUCGAAGCUAAUAAAACAUACCCCAAUGCCAGAGAGCUUACUUAUGUUGAGAUGCCAACAAGAUUCCUUUGGAAGAAAGACCUUAGAAAAUGGCAGCCACGAAAGAAAGGGUUCUCCAUAGGACGUAUAUUCUAUGUCCCUCCAGCUACUGGUGAAAUCUUCUAUUUGAGGUGUUUGUUGAACAAAGUACGCGGCCCUAAAAGUUACGAAGAUAUUAGGACUGUAAAUGGAGUCCAAUAUGACUCAUUUCGAGAUGCGUGUUAUGCAAGGGGUUUAGUUGAUGAUGACAACGAAUAUGUUGAUGCAAUAGAUGAAGCCAGUAGUUGGGCGUCAGCUGAUCAAUUGAGGAGAUUGUUCGUGACAUUACUAAUGAGCAGUUGCAUGGGGAAACCGGAAAUAGUUUGGCAUGCCGUUUGGCAACAUCUAUCAGACGAUGCCCAAUACAAAAUCCGUUCACAACUGCAGAACAGAGAUUUUGUGUUGACCGAUUCCCACAAAAUGAACUUUGCUUUAGUUCAGAUUGAGAACCUAUUAUCUAAUCAUGGUAAGAGUUUGAAGGACUAUCCUGAGAUGCCAACGGCCAAUUUUGGUGCGUUCCAUAUUAUUGCAAAUAGGUUGAUUCAAGAAGAAUUAGCAUACGAUCGUGGGGAACAGGAGAAAGAGAAUCAAGAAUUGGUAAGGCAGUUAACAGACGAACAAAAGGCAAUAUACAAUGAAGUUUUAACUGACGUGGAUCGCCAGGAAGGUGGGUUAUUCUUCGUUUCGGGUUAUGGAGGGACAGGUAAGACUUUCUUGUGGCGAGCACUUUCUUCCGCAUUAAGGUCUAAGAGUCAAAUAGUUUUAAAUGUUGCUUCUAGCGGCAUAGCUUCGCUGUUAUUACCUGGUGGCCGUACGGCACAUUCCCGGUUUGCUAUACCGAUAUCUGUUAAUGAAGAUUCCACAUGCAACAUACGGAACGACAGUGAACUGGCGGAACUUCUUGUGCAAACAAAGAUGAUAAUAUGGGACGAAGCCCCAAUGAUGCAUAAAUUCUGCUUUGAAGCAUUGGAUCGAACUUUGCGGGAUUUGAUGCGGUUAGUAAAUCCAAGGAGUUCUGAUAUGACAUUCGGUGGUAAAACAGUUGUUCUGGGUGGCGAUUUCAGGCAAAUUCUACCAGUCAUUCCAAAGGGUACUAGACCGGAUAUAGUUCGAGCGAGCAUUAGCUCAUCCUAUCUAUGGCAAUCCUGUAAAGUCCUGAGGCUAACUAAGAAUCUACGCUUGAAAACUGUUGAAUCUAUAUCCGAGUGCAAGGAGAUCGAGGAAUUUGCAAAAUGGAUAGCUAAUAUAGGUGACGGAAUUAUUGGGUGUCAACUUGAGGGGGAAUCAGAGAUUACUAUUCCAGAAGAUUUGUUGUUAAAGUGUGAAGAUGACCCUAUUGCUACAAUCGUUGAUAGCACUUUCCCCAAUUUCCGAAUGGGAAUUGCCGAUUUGUCAUAUCUUAAUCAUAGUGCAAUUUUAGCUCCAACAUUGGAUGUGGUAGAUGCCGUUAACCAAUACAUGAAUGACCAUAAUCCUUCUGAGGGUAAGACAUACCUGAGUUGUGAUUCUGUGUGUAAGUCAGAUGCCAAUGUGGACAUGUUAGCGGAUUUGCACACUCCGGAAUUCCUGAAUGCCUUGAGAUGUUCUGGAGUAACAAAUCAUGCUUUGACAUUGAAAGUUGGAUCACCUGUUAUGCUGUUGAGAAAUAUUGAUCACACAUUAGGAUUAUGCAACGGUACAAGGUUGAUUGUUACAAGGUUGGGUGACCAUGUGUUGGAAGGCCAAAUCAUGUGCGGUACAAAUGCAGGAACUAGAGUAUUGAUUCCUAGAAUGUCUCUUACACCGUCAGAUACUAGAUUGCCUUUCAAAUUUCAACGAAAGCAAUUUCCCUUGAUGCUAUCCUAUGCUAUGACAAUCAACAAAAGUCAAGGACAAACGCUUGCUAAAGUUGGAUUGUUGUUGAAAAAACCGGUCUUUAACCAUGGACAACUAUACGUAGCUGUUUCAAGA
Molecule: messenger RNA, 4854 nt
Organism: Ipomoea nil (Japanese morning glory)
Lineage: Eukaryota; Viridiplantae; Streptophyta; Magnoliopsida; Solanales; Convolvulaceae
Exons: 10
Biological process (GO): telomere maintenance; DNA repair
Molecular function (GO): DNA helicase activity
Source: RefSeq, a predicted model, not a curated record